AUGAAAUUCGGAUAUUGUGUAUUAUGCAUGAUUUACAAUCAACAUAAUCCUCCUCAAACUCCUACACAACCAAACUCAUCAGCAGCCAUAACCGACGGAAUGAUUAUACCAGAAAACCUCGUCAAUUUACUUCGUUCUAAUCAAAUAGUCUUACCUCUAGAUAAUAUAAUUACCACCGAACGUAUAAUUUAUAAAAACAAUGGAGUAUUAAUAUUUCAGGAUUUCUUGGCACCUUCGAUGAUUCCCAUUGUUGUUAAAAAUAUUCCCGAUUAUUGGUUGACGAAGCCAAACUACCAUAAUACCGGCUCAACUUACGCUACUUGUCUUCGAAAAACAUUAGAACCACCAGGCUACGAUCUUAAUCCGCAACUAGCAAGAUAUUUAGUGAUACCUCGGGGUUAUCAUGAUACACAAGCAGGAUUCAUGGUAACAUUACAACCACAACAACAAUUGCGCUGUGAUUUACAAACCGAAGUUCUCAUGAUUAUUGAUACAUAUAUGCCAAGAUUGCUGGAUGUUUUAGGCUAUGAUGUGUUACUGCCUCCUACAUUCAACAUGUUUGUUGUAUACGAAUAUCUGAAUCGGAAUGAGUGGUUUUUGAUAUACGACGCACUGUCAAAAUAUUUAAUGCCAUCGAGCGAUAUGCUCUUGAAAAUAUUUUGUAAUUUAAUUGCAACUGCGUGUAAUAUGGAUGAUGAUUUAAUCUAUUACAAUGAUUUACAUUUAAGAAAUGUUAUGUUUAAUGUGCAUACCGGUGCAAUAAAAAUCAUUGAUUAUGGUGGUUUCAUUGUUGGACAAGAGAAACUUGACCAAAUGCUUCAAAUAUAUCGUCAAAACGGUGUGCAUCUCCCUCGUUUAUCGAAUGUUUACAAAUUAGCAUCAACGUUCGAUAGUCUUAACAAACCAAUAGCAUCAACCUAUCUCUAUCAAAAUCAAUUGAAUUUUUUACGUAUUAUACUUGAAUAUGAGUACCAUAUUGCUGCCGGCUAUGUAUGUGCUUAUUUACGUAAACAGAUUCCACAUUAUCAAUUACCACUCACACAGGCACAAGAGCUUUUCCAGCAAGCGAUGCAUAUGUAUUUUAAAAACAUGGUUCAACAACAUAUCACACCUACUAAACAACGUUUAGUUUGUCAUUGA
Messenger RNA from Didymodactylos carnosus, 1140 nucleotides. The record is from the annotation of a GenBank genome assembly. Lineage: Eukaryota; Metazoa; Rotifera; Eurotatoria; Philodinida; Philodinidae.